AUGUUGUCGCAAAAACCCGCCACCCCAAAUGGUGACAAAGAUCAACAACCUGAUCAAAUCGCCAAUCGCAUUAAGCCUGUGGCCACCCUAGAAUACCGCGACCCGAAUGGCCCUGUGGUCUACAAAUCUGGCGAAGAAGUCUACAAAAACGCCUGUAUCUCCUGCCACGGCACAGGCGCGGCAGGCGCACCAAAAGUAGGCAGCGGUGAUUGGACAUCGCGUGCAGGUCAAGGUUAUGCCACCUUACUUAAACAUUCCAUCGAUGGUAUCCGUGGCAUGCCAGCUCGAGGCGGUACGAGUCCUGAUGAUUAUAGUGACUUUGAACUCGGUCGCGCUAUUGUUUAUAUGGUGAACAAUUCAGGCGGUCACAUGGCAGAACCCACCGAGCCUACCAAAGCUGCUCCUGCGGCUGAUACGGCAUCAAACGCUACACCUACACCAGAUGCUGCAACAGCCUCCUCACCAGCUGCAACACCAACAGAAGUGGUUGCCGUUGCAGAAAAAGUUGUUGAAACCCCUAAAAUCGACGGCAAAACUAUUGUUGAAUCAAGCUGCAUGGCAUGUCAUGGUGCCAAUGGUCCAGGACCUACCGUGGGUAAUAAAGCAGCAUGGGCAACACGCUUAACAAAAGGCGAAGAAGGUCUAUAUCAGUCAGGCCUAAAAGGUAUUAAUGCCAUGCCACCUAAAGGCGGUUUUGCUGGUAGUGAUGAGGAGUUCAAAGCUGCCGUUGACUAUAUGGUAAGUCAAGCAAAGUAG
This is a messenger RNA of Darwinula stevensoni, 756 nucleotides long. Lineage: Eukaryota; Metazoa; Arthropoda; Ostracoda; Podocopida; Darwinulidae. The record is from the annotation of a GenBank genome assembly.